Anarrhichthys ocellatus (wolf-eel) is the source of this 3021-nucleotide messenger RNA. It is a transcript of the gene p4hb, whose product is annotated as prolyl 4-hydroxylase, beta polypeptide. The coding region runs from base 1 to 1542 and encodes 513 amino acids. NCBI's taxonomy places the organism in Eukaryota, Metazoa, Chordata, Actinopteri, Perciformes, Anarhichadidae. Gene Ontology annotation, cellular component: endoplasmic reticulum. The transcript has 11 exons. The record is from RefSeq and is a predicted model, not a curated record. Gene Ontology annotation, molecular function: protein disulfide isomerase activity. Gene Ontology annotation, biological process: response to endoplasmic reticulum stress; protein folding.
AUGCUGAAGUUUCUGCUCAUCUGCACACUGGCGGUGGCCAGCAGAGCUGAGGUCGGCGAGGAAGAAGAUGUCCUGGUGCUGAAGAAAAGUAACAUCGAGGAGGCUCUGAAAGCUCACCCUGACAUCUUGGUUGAAUUCUAUGCCCCAUGGUGUGGUCACUGCAAGGCCCUGGGCCCAGAGUUCGCCAAGGCCGCUGGCAUGCUGAAGGCCGAGGGUUCGGCAGUGCGCCUGGGUAAGGUGGACGCCACAGAAGAGACCGAGCUGGCCCAAGAGUACGGUGUCCGGGGAUACCCCACCAUCAAGUUCUUUAAGGGCGGAGAGAAGGAGUCACCCAAAGAGUACUCUGCUGGCAGACAGGCCGAUGACAUCGUCGCCUGGCUGAAGAAGCGCACUGGCCCAGCCGUUGCCAAUCUCGUCGGAGUCACUGAGGCAGAGUCUCUGAUCGCUGACAAUGAAGUGGCAGUCAUCGGAUUCUUUAAGGAUGCUGACUCUGACGGUGCUAUGGCCUACGAAAAAGCAGCAGAGACGACAGACGACAUUCCUUUCGCCGUCACCAAUGACGAUGCUGUUUUCUCCAAGUUCGAGGUGACAAAGGACAGCGUUGUCCUCUUCAAGAAGUUUGAUGAAGGGCGCAAUACCUUUGAUGGAGAGCUGACCAAAGAAAACCUCCUGGCUUUUGUCAAGGUUAACCAGCUGCCUCUGGUUAUCGAGUUCACAGAGCAGACUGCACCUAAAAUCUUCGGAGGAGAAAUCAAGUCCCAUAUUCUCAUGUUUCUGCCCAAAACUGCUUCAGACUUCCAGGACAAAAUGGACCAGUUUAAGAAAGCUGCAGAGGGAUUCAAGGGUCAGAUCCUGUUCAUUUUCAUCGACAGCGAUGUGGACGACAACCAGCGCAUCCUGGAGUUCUUCGGCCUGAAGAAAGAGGAAUGCCCCGCCAUCCGCCUCAUCACCCUGGAGGACGAGAUGACCAAGUACAAGCCUGAGAAUGACGCCAUCACAGCAGAGGCCAUCGUCGGUUUCUGCAAACUGUUCAUCGACGGCAAACUCAAGGCCCACCUCAUGAGUCAAGAUAUCCCCGAAGACUGGGACAAAACCCCUGUCAAGAUUUUGGUUGGCAAGAACUUUGAGGAGAUCGCCUUCCAUCCUUCUAAGAACGUCUUUAUUGAAUUCUAUGCACCUUGGUGUGGACACUGCAAACAGCUCACUCCCAUCUGGGAGACGCUGGGAGAGAAGUAUAAGGACAGUGAUGACAUCAUCGUGGCUAAGAUGGACUCCACAGCCAAUGAGAUCGACUCAGUCAAAGUCCACAGCUUCCCCACUCUUAAGUUCUUCCCUGCAGGAGAUGAGCGCAAGGUGAUUGACUACAACGGGGAGAGAACACUUGAAGGCUUCACCAAGUUCCUCGAGAGUGGCGGUAAGGAGGGCGGUGCCCCUGCAGGAGACGACGAUGAUGACGAUCUGGACGCAGAGGAUGGGGAUGAUGUGGACGAAGGACAGGACACUGACUCGGAUGGUGAGGACGAUGGACAUGACGAGUUGUAAGAGCUGGCAGAGGUGAGAGAGAGGAGACGAGUCCCGCCCCAACCCUUCCAACCAGUCACCAUCACUACCUUCACUUCCUUGUGGACCUUCCCUGUCCUGUGAACAUUAAUACUUCCCCUUAAACUGCCAGUCAGUCAGCCUGCCUGCCUGCUGGCUAGCCCGCCAGUUGGUCAGUCAGUCCAUCAGUGGCGUGGCAGGGCCUUUUUUGCCAGCCACAUCUCCAAACCUCGCAACUUCUGGCCAGACUCGUCUUGUCCCACCUUGGGGGACUCUGUGGAACAGCGCAACACCUCUAUGGAAGACCUCAAUGCCUUCUCUACAAAGCUCCACAUCAGCUGUUUGCCUUGUAUAUUUUAAACCAAAUGUAAAAAUGGCAUUGAGAUACAGUUUUCAAAAAGGUUUGGUUUUUUCUGUUGAAUUUGCUCCCCUAUUAAAAGAAUUAUUCAGUGUGGGUAUGAGCUAACCUGUUGUAACCUGUAUUUUUGGGUAGGGGGGGGGCUGCCAAUGUUCUUUUCCCUCUGAUGGGAAUCCAGAGGAUUUGUGUGGUUGUUGGUGAGAACUGAUCUCUCAGGGGACAUGGGGCCAUCCUAUAGAUGUGUUUAUUUUGCAAUGUCUUCACUAAGAUAAACCCCACAGAGCUUGUCGAGUGUAGCACAAAGGACCCACCCCAUCUGUAGCUGAGACCAAUUAUUUUCUUCCUUACGGUGAGGAGAACUCUACUUUGUUUUCAUUUCUUCAUUCCCAAAUAAUUUCUCUCGGUUCAGUCUCCAUAUUUCAGCACGGCUACUGACUUUUUUUUUCUAAAAGGACGAAGUUACCUUUUUUAGGGAAAAUCCCAUUUUAUUUAAUUGCUUUCACUAUGAGCUUUUCUUUUUUUAUUAUUAUUUAGGACUCAUUGAUUUUAAUGGUGUGCCCAGCUGUAGCCAGCUGGCCUUGUUGGGACAGAGUUGACACUUGGACACACUCUCAGACUUGGAUGUUUUUUGGAGCCAGUUCUGAUAGGUCGCACUGCAUUCAUGCCUAAUCAGAGAUUCACUGUGGUUGCUAAAGAAGACACGAGAUUGGUACAGUUUACUGGUCAGGUUGGUUUGGGAGAAAUGUCUGUUAUAUCUGAAGUGGGAGGGAACAAUUGCACAGCCCCACCCCUCACCUGUACUGUACCUCCUGCACCCCUUUGGCUCUACCCAACACCCUUGUUGCCACAGCAGUGUGUAUGUGUGUGAGAAAGGGAGUGUGCUGUGUGAAUGUAUGGUGUAGUUGAAUGACUGGUUCAUAUUUUCUGGUUGUCCAUGAACAGGAGAAUAAAUGUACUGUGUGUGUUGUUUGGCAGGGAGGGGAGGCUUGAGUAGAGCAAGGUGAUUGGUUUGACAGCUACAGCGGUGGGGGAAACUUAAUAUAGCGUUCCAUCAUAUCCAAAUUGUUGUGGAAAACGUAAAAUGGUGGCCAAUAAAUAAAUGAAUAAAAAAAUUGGAAAAAAUA